AUGUCUUCUCCCGUCGUCAAGCUCAACAGCGGUUAUGAUAUGCCCCUCGUGGGCUUUGGUCUGUGGAAAGUCAACAACGAGACUUGCGCAGACCAGGUCUACGCAGCCAUCAAGGCUGGCUAUCGUCUUUUUGACGGCGCUUGCGACUACGGAAAUGAAAAGGAAGUCGGCCAGGGUAUCGCCCGCGCUCUCAAAGACGGCCUCGUCAAGCGCGAAGAACUAUUCGUCGUCUCCAAGCUCUGGAACACCUUCCACGACGGCGACAAAGUCGAGCCCAUUGCUCGCAAGCAACUCGAAGACCUUGGACUUGAAUACUUUGAUCUCUUUCUGAUCCACUUCCCCGUCGCACUCAAAUGGGUUGACCCUGCUGAGCGUUACCCUCCCGGCUGGGCCGGCGCAGACGGCAAAAUCACAUUCAGCAAUGCCACUAUCCAAGAAACAUGGCAAGCCAUGGAGUCGCUGGUCGACAAGAAACUUGCGCGCAGCAUUGGCAUUAGCAACUUCAGCGCUCAGCUGAUUAUGGACCUCUUGCGCCACGCUCGCAUUCGUCCUGCCACCCUUCAGAUUGAGCACCACCCCUACCUCCAGCAGAAGAAACUCAUCAAAUACGUCCAGAACGAGGGCAUCGUCAUCACCGCAUACUCCUCUUUCGGUCCCUUGAGUUUCAUUGAAUUGAACAUGGACAGCGCCCACAACACACCCACCUUGUUCGAGCACAACGUUAUCACGUCCGCAGCUAACAAACACGGCAAGUCCGCUGCACAGGUUUUGCUUCGAUGGGCUACCCAGCGAAACAUUGCCGUCAUUCCCAAGAGUAAUGACCCUACCCGUCUCGCCCAGAAUCUGGAGGUCACCGGAUGGAAUCUGGAGGAGUCCGAGAUUGAGGCUAUUAAUGGCUUGGAUUUGGGAUUGAGGUUCAAUGAUCCUCUUAACUAUGGAUUCUACAUUCCUAUUUUCGCAUAG
Talaromyces amestolkiae is the source of this 963-nucleotide messenger RNA. RefSeq lists its product as uncharacterized. The record is from RefSeq and is a predicted model, not a curated record. Gene Ontology annotation, molecular function: D-xylose reductase (NADPH) activity. Gene Ontology annotation, biological process: D-xylose catabolic process. NCBI's taxonomy places the organism in Eukaryota, Fungi, Ascomycota, Eurotiomycetes, Eurotiales, Trichocomaceae. Bases 1 to 963 code for a protein of 320 amino acids. The transcript is spliced from 3 exons. Gene Ontology annotation, cellular component: cytosol.